Messenger RNA from Arabidopsis thaliana (thale cress), 1522 nucleotides. RefSeq names its product nitrilase-like protein 1 (gene NLP1). The record is from RefSeq and is marked reviewed. Gene Ontology annotation, biological process: polyamine biosynthetic process. Gene Ontology annotation, molecular function: hydrolase activity, acting on carbon-nitrogen (but not peptide) bonds, in linear amides; N-carbamoylputrescine amidase activity. The transcript is spliced from 8 exons. NCBI's taxonomy places the organism in Eukaryota, Viridiplantae, Streptophyta, Magnoliopsida, Brassicales, Brassicaceae. Bases 568 to 1230 code for a protein of 220 amino acids.
AUUUUGUUCUCUCUGCUAGUCACAGUCAAAUGAGUCAGCUACCUUAUAUUCGAUUUUGAGCGUCCUUAAAUUCCUUCACUGUGAGAAAAAACACAGAGAAAGAGAGAGAAACAAUGGAAACGGAAGGAAGAAGACGAGAAGUGGUUGUUUCAUCUCUCCAAUUCGCUUGCUCCGACGAUAUCUCCACCAAUGUCGCCGCCGCUGAGCGGUUCGUCUCUCUCUCUUCCUCCCUCCCUCUCUCUAAUUAUCAAUCUCUCCCAUCUUCCUCCUCCUUCAAAUUUCCAUAUGCGUAUAAGCUUCUCGAGCAAUUUAUUGUGAUCACGGACCUUUGGAAUCGAACUAUUCAAUUUCAAGCUCUGAUAUAGAUUCCCCCGUUCGAAUCCGAUUUCAGUAUCUGAGAAUGGAAUUGUUUACAUUUUACGCAGAUUAGUCAGAGAAGCUCACGCUAAAGGAGCUAAUAUCAUUCUUAUUCAGGAACUUUUUGAAGGAUAUUACUUCUGUCAAGCACAAAGAGAAGACUUCUUUAAGCGAGCCAAGCCUUACAAGAACCAUCCUACCAUUGCAAGGAUGCAGAAGCUGGCAAAGGAAUUGGGUGUAGUGAUACCUGUUAGUUUCUUUGAGGAGGCAAAUACUGCACAUUACAAUUCGAUUGCUAUAAUUGAUGCUGAUGGAACUGACUUGGGAAUUUAUAGGAAGUCUCAUAUUCCUGAUGGACCUGGUUAUCAAGAGAAGUUUUAUUUCAAUCCUGGAGAUACUGGCUUUAAGGUUUUCCAGACGAAGUUUGCUAAAAUUGGAGUGGCUAUAUGUUGGGAUCAGUGGUUUCCUGAGGCAGCUCGAGCUAUGGUUCUACAGGGUGCUGAAAUACUGUUUUAUCCCACUGCUAUUGGUUCUGAACCUCAAGACCAGGGAUUGGAUUCGCGUGAUCAUUGGAGGAGAGUUAUGCAAGGGCAUGCUGGAGCUAACGUGGUACCUCUAGUAGCCUCAAAUCGCAUAGGGAAGGAAAUAAUUGAAACUGAGCAUGGACCUAGUCAGAUCACUUUCUACGGAACUUCCUUCAUUGCCGGACCAACAGGUGAAAUUGUGGCCGAGGCAGAUGAUAAAUCGGAAGCUGUUCUUGUAGCACAGUUUGAUCUUGAUAUGAUCAAGUCGAAAAGGCAAAGCUGGGGAGUGUUCCGUGACCGUCGUCCAGAUUUGUACAAGGUGCUUCUUACUAUGGAUGGUAAUCUCUAAAUCUUUUGCUGUUGGAAGCUUUGAUCUUUUGUUUAAGAUCACACUGGGGAAAUCCAUUAACAACAAUUAUUACUGGCUUAACCUUAAAGGGUAAGUAAGCCCAAAAAUAAAAGACCAGAAAAAGUUUAAUACAUCUCAAAAUUUGUUCUGGCACUUUCAUCUUUCUAGGUUGUCAUAUGGAAAAAAAUUCGAUACGUUUAUAUAAACACUAAUGCAUAAGUUGUAUUUGGAACAAUUAGCCUAAGUUACAUGCACCUUCGAUAACGAAAAAGAGAAAUCAAUCGAAACACAU